GUUCAUCUAUCUUGCUCAGAAUCCUGUUCAUUCUCCUGAUUCCCUGCAUUCGAUGGUUCAAGCGCUUUCAGAUUUUCACGCAUUCAAGGAUGCUAUCAUCGAUGCCGAGGCAAGGAGGGGAAAGAAGGGUGUUAAAGAAGAUUUUUUCAUUCCGAAACUCGAGCUAUUGCAAAGCUUCCAAGGCACGGUUGAGAGACUGGGCACGUUGAUGCAGUUUUCGGCUGAUAUGACAGAGCGCUUACUCAUCACACACUUGUGUACGGAUCCUCAAUCGCCAGGAGUCCAUGGAACUAUUUAACCUGUACGCGCUAUUCUAUUCUCGUGGUGCAUCACUCGUCAAUGCCAUACACAUUGAAGAUGAAGAAGUGACAACCGUUAAUCCAGCGCUUUCCUGGGUUUCUCAUGUUCUCCCUGAUGAAGCGCACUCUGUUCAUGGACCUCAGCCAGUUCGGAAUCAUUUUCUUAAGGGCAUUCUUUCUGAAGAUGCUCUCACCGCCUUCCAUUUAACUUCGACACCAGAUUUCAAUGCUCUAACACCCGUCAGUAUUCAGACCAAAUAUUCACUUCUUGACUUCGAUCACGCGCUCUCUCGGUUUAUUGAUCAGCUAUCCCUCUCCACUGGCGAGCAUACCCGCUGGGACCACAGAUAUGGACGCUUUCGCACAUGGAAUAAAUUUCGACUACAGCUUCACUCUGCUUUUCAGUCACGAGUCAUCAUGCCGAGCAGGGUGGUACAAGCAUACCCACCGAGUGAUGCAUUCCCCCUUGGAAAUUGCGAUAUUGUCCUAAUCAAUGUCAUGGGUGGUGACGGCCAAACUACCAGUCGUGUUGCACAAGUUCGCCUUAUUUUUCAGCCAAAGAUUCCGCAAGCUUCGAACCUAGUGUUGCCGAUGUUCCUCUCCAGUCCACUCCUUUACGUCCAAUUCUUCCAUUUCGUCGCUAAUCCCAACGAUCGUCCAGAACUCGCAAUGUGGACGGUAGAGCGCACAUACAUGAUGGACCAACAUGGCGAACGCUAUAGGUGUGGUGGUGUGGUGUCAUUGACGGAUGUAACACACACUGUCGAAUUGAUACCAGAAUAUGGUAACAAGGUGGACGAGAAGAUUUCUUCGGCCACCUCUUUGGAGAGCUAUGAUCGGUUUUUUCUGAACAGCUUCACUGAUAAGGAAAGUUAUCAUACAUUUAGUACAGAGUUCACAUAGACAUGUCAGUAGCUCAUCUUAGUAGUGACAGUGCC
This is a messenger RNA of Suillus subalutaceus, 1237 nucleotides long. RefSeq lists its product as uncharacterized. The coding region runs from base 285 to 1202 and encodes 305 amino acids. NCBI's taxonomy places the organism in Eukaryota, Fungi, Basidiomycota, Agaricomycetes, Boletales, Suillaceae. The record is from RefSeq and is a predicted model, not a curated record. The transcript is spliced from 3 exons.